This is a messenger RNA of Calidris pugnax (ruff), 2894 nucleotides long. It is a transcript of the gene TFB2M, whose product is annotated as transcription factor B2, mitochondrial. The transcript is spliced from 8 exons. NCBI's taxonomy places the organism in Eukaryota, Metazoa, Chordata, Aves, Charadriiformes, Scolopacidae. Gene Ontology annotation, biological process: rRNA methylation; transcription initiation at mitochondrial promoter. The record is from RefSeq and is a predicted model, not a curated record. The coding region runs from base 45 to 1253 and encodes 402 amino acids. Gene Ontology annotation, cellular component: mitochondrial matrix. Gene Ontology annotation, molecular function: mitochondrial transcription factor activity; rRNA (adenine-N6,N6-)-dimethyltransferase activity.
GCGAUCGCGCACUCGGUGCUCGCUCGCGUGGGGCCGGCGCGGCGAUGCUUGCGGGCCGGGCCCCGCCGGGCGCUGCGGAUUGCUGCCGCCGCUUCCUGGCGGCGGCUCUGGCGGCGGGGCUGCGGCCGCUGCUAUGCGGGCUGCCGCCCUGCUGGGCGACGGCGAGGCGGGCGGUGGGACAGUGGCCGAGCCCGGGCCUGCGGGUGCCAGAGGCGGCGGGGGCGGAACGGCUGGUGCAGCAGGUGCAGCGGAACGGCGUGCCGCUCCGUCGCUUCAUCACCUGCCCGCAGCUGGCCCGCACCGUGCAGCGCUGCCUGCAGGACGGAGCCCGCCCCGGCCCCCAGCCCGUCCUGCUCGAGUGCGCGCCCGGUCCUGGAAUCUUGACCCGAACUCUGCUCAAUGCAGGUGUUAGAGUGGUGGCCCUAGAAAGUAACUCAGCUUUUCUUCCAAACUUACAGUCCCUAGAGAAUAGCCUGGAUGGACAAUUAAAGGUAAUUUACGGUGACUUCUUCCGACUGGAUCCUUUGGUGACUGGAACGGUGAAACCACCUGCUAUGUGUUCUGACAAACUUUUUGAAACCAUGGGUGUAGCAGCAGUUCCUUGGAGAGCAGAUGUACCUGUGAAAAUUUUUGGAAUCUUACCACAAAAAAAGGAAAGAAACACACUUUGGAGGCUUCUUUUUGCCCUGUAUGAAUGCAGUUCCAUAUACAGAUACGGAAGAAUAGAACUCAACAUCUUUAUAAGUGAAAAAGAGUACAAGGUAUUAACAGCAAUGCCUGGGGAUGCAAGGGCUUACCAAGCACUUACUGUACUUUGGCAGGUAGGAUGUGAAAUUCAGCUACUGCACACGGAACCUUGGUCAUCAUUUGUAACUAAUUUGAAAAAUGGGGGACUGGCAGUACCAAAAAGCACGUGGCUGCCAAAUGACCAUUUAUGUUUGGUACGACUGACUCCUCAGCAAAAUCUAUUUACAGGAGGCUUGAAGCCCACAAAUGCAGCUACUUUUAUUUUCAUGGUGAAACAGUGUCUUGCUAAACCCAAGUCUAAACUUACCGACAGAUUAAAUUCGUGGAGCUUGGACAAUGGUGGCAAAUUACUGAGAGAGCUAGAAAUUCCAAAAAAUGCCGAAGCACGUAACUUAUACCCAGAAGACUAUAGGCGUCUUUUUGAGGCUUUGCAAAACUCUAGUAUGUUUACUGAAACCUGGUUCCAUGAUGACGUCCUGGAAAGUAUAAGGAACAUAAACUUAUAAAUCUAAAGCUGCUAUCUUUUAGAAGAUCACCUUUGCUUCUGGAAGAUUACUUUGAUAAGAAAUGAUUUAAAUAAAAUCGGAGUAUUGUUAGCUAGAUAAUUUCCUGUCCAAACAGGAAAAUAAAUUUAGCAAGUAACAAGAGCCCUUCUACACAGGAUGAAAGUAACGGAUUCGCAGUUAUUUGGUCACUGUCCUAUCUAGAAUGGACAAACUUUGCAUCUUUUCCAGGAGCAUAUUAAUGAUCUGCUGCUUUCGGAUGUACCACUUAAAUGGAACUUUUUGUUACACUGCUGUAAAUUUACAACAUUUAAAAAAAUAUUAGACCAAAUAUCGUUAUUCGUGUGGUUUGUAUUUUAGUGCUCAGAGAUUUAAAUGCCCUUUCACAGAUUCCCAAAAUACAUAGGUCUUUACCACCUCUGAAUGUUACAUUGUCUCCUGAUCCAAGAACCUUGUGGUCUAAAGACAGCAUAAUAUUUAUAAAUCAAUAGUGGUGGGUUAAUAGAAGACAAGGUAAUGACAGCAUGAUAAAACAUCAGCUGAGAGUUUAGGUUUUUUUAACUGAAGAUUGUUACAUCCUGGAGUAAAAAGUUGUAAUGAUUCUUUCUUUCGAAAUUUUGAAAAAAACAUUUGGCAGCCUGUUCUAGUUUACAGUAUGUGAACACCUAGAACAUUCAGUAAUAAUGGUGUGUAUAAACAGGAAAAAAAAACUUACCUGCAACCUUUGAUAAUAUGUAUUUGUUUAAUGUGUAUUACGUGUACAUAAAACUUUAAAACAAUAUGCUAUUAAAAUUAUCUUUUUAGCCAUAGUCCUCCAUAAUGCAGCCUUUUCCUAGUUUCUCUUCCUGUCCUACCACGUAACUGUUCUGUUGUUGUCUGAUAGUGCUGGCAGGCUCUAGUGGUUCUGUCUUCUGUAUUUGAGCUGUGGCCCAAAAGAUGCUUUUUUAGCAGAGUACAAGUUAAUAAAAUGCCUUUUCAGUGAAGUCUGGGCUAUUUUCAGGCUCUGGAAAACAGCAGUGACCAAAACAAUUGCCAACACAGACUUGUAUUUCUUAACGUGAGGUAUAGAUGUGACAAGCCUUCAUCCCUGUCUUCCACCUGCAGUUCCUGCUGCAGAAGGAAAAUUGCUUUCAGGCAGCCUCGGCUCCCUCUGCUGCCAGGCUGUGGCUCUCGGCUUAAGCUGUUGAUAAGCCUUUGUCAUGUUAUGAUGAAACUACUGGAAAGGCUGAGGUUUAAUUUGCAAUCUGUCUCAAGAGUGUUACUGGUGUUCUGGUGUAGGUCUUGAAGAUUUGAGGCUUGCUUUCUGUUUACAUUUCUUACUAUUUCAGAUAACUUGCAUUAGAAAUUGACCAUGAAUGGCAAACCUGCAUCAACAAAAGCAAAUCCACUUAUUUUCAGUCUCAAUAGAUGGUAACUGUCCUAUCUACUGAUCUAAAAGAAUGCAGUGUCUCUAGGCCUGCUUUUUUUUUUUUUUCUUUUCUCCUUGAAUCAAAUACCUUGCUCUUGUUGCAGCAAGAUGUCUUAUAUCAACAUACCAGGAGCAGUAUUCAAUGCAUAAAAUGUAAGACCACCACUGUCUAUAUAGAAUUCUUUAACUGUGUUGCUGGUAACAUUUCAAACAUGAACUGGAAAAAAAGAAAAUUA